GGCAAUCAGUCAUGACUAUCGAACAACAUCAUGUUUAGCUGCCAACAGGCAAGCUUAUUCUCGGCCCACCCGACCACCCUAACCCAUCCCGGCAAGCGUACACCAGCCUUAAUUCGACUCGAUAAUUGCAACAGGGCGUGAGUCAGACCGUGACAUCUCCAUAUCCCGUACCACCUCCCAACCCAUACCACUCCAUACUCAACACCACCUCACCCCAUCAAAAUGACCCAGUCCCCCCUCACCACCCCCCUCACCACCCUCCUCAAAACCUCCCUUCCAGACCUAACCCCCUACGAAACCCUCUACAAGCACCUCCACACACACCCCGAACUCUCGCGCCAAGAGCGCCGCACCUCCGAAACCAUCGCCGCCCACCUCACCUACCUCCAAGUCUACGACCUCCACACCCACAUCGGCGGCUACGGCCUGGCCGGCAUCUUCCGCAAUGGCCCGGGCAAAACGGUCCUCCUCCGCGCCGACAUGGACGCCCUCCCUGUCCAGGAACUCACUAACCUUCCCUACGCAAGUACCGUGAUGAUGCGGGAUGCCGACGGGGUCGAGAAACCCGUCAUGCAUGCCUGUGGCCAUGAUAUGCAUGUUACGUGCUUGUUAGCGGCGGCGGAGACGCUCGUUCGGAUGCGUGAUGCGUGGAGUGGGACGGUGAUUGUGCUGUUCCAGCCGGAUGAGGAACGUGGCGGGGGUGCGCAGGCGAUGGUCGAUGAUGGAUUGUAUGAUCGGAUUCCGGUGCCGGAUUAUGUUCUGGGGCAGCAUGUGAUGCGGAUGCGAGCGGGGAGUGUAGGAUCCCGGCCGGGGGCGAUCAUGGCCGCGGCGGAUAGUAUGAAGAUCACGGUGUUUGGGCGUGGGGGACACGGAUCGCAGCCGCAUCAGACGGUGGAUCCGGUGGUGUUGGCGGCGCAUAUUGUGAUUCGGUUGCAGGGGAUUGUCAGUCGGGAGGUCAAUCCGAGUGAGUUGGCGGUGGUGACGGUGGGGAGUUUGCAGGCGGGUCAGACGGAGAAUAUUAUUGCGGAUCGGGCGGAGAUUGGGGUGGAUUUUCGGUCGGUGAGGCUGGAGGUGAGAGAGCAGAUUAUCGCGGGGAUUAAGCGCAUUGUGGAGGCCGAGUGUGUGGCCAGUGGAUCGCCGAAGCCGCCGGUGUUUACCCCCACGAGACGGUUUCCGCCGACGGUCAAUGAUGGGGAUGUGGCGGGGAGGGUGGCGGAGAUGUUUCGGAUGCAUUUUGAGGAGGAUUUUGAUGGGGAUGUGCCCAGGACGAAUGUGGCGGAGGAUUUCUCGACUCUGGCGACGUGUCGGGGGAUUCCGAGCUGUUUUUGGCUGUUUGGGGGGGUGGAUCCGGAGGUGUGGGAUACGGCGCAGGCGGAGGCGCGGACGGAGGAGAUUCCGGGGAAUCAUUCGGCGCUGUUUGCGCCGGUCAUUCAGCCGACGAUGCGGGUGGGGGUGGAUGCGUUGUGUUUGGCUGCGUUGGCUUUUUUGAAAAAAUGACGGACAGGAGGUACUCCAUACGGAGUAUAUCUGCAGAGUUAUAGAGAAAAGCAGCGCUACACUUGAUACAUACAUACCACUUCCCCAUCCUCCAGAUCUCCGAUUCCCGUGUCACGAAAACAGUACAUAGUCCCGUGCUGGUAGCUGUAAAGAGAUGGGUUGCAUUAGGCAGAUCUGGGUAGCUCAAGGCGUGGAUCUUUCUCUUUCAGUUUUUGGUCUGAGUGGGCGGAGAGAAUGGGAAUUGUAUAGGUAGCCGGCUCACUUAGGCGUCCUGGUGUCUUGUGUGAUAUCGAUGGAUUGUGAAUGGCGGUAGAUAGUAUCAAUGGAUUCG
Messenger RNA from Aspergillus ibericus CBS 121593, 1828 nucleotides. RefSeq names its product M20 family metallopeptidase. The transcript has a single exon. Gene Ontology annotation, molecular function: hydrolase activity. Lineage: Eukaryota; Fungi; Ascomycota; Eurotiomycetes; Eurotiales; Aspergillaceae. Bases 223 to 1497 code for a protein of 424 amino acids. The record is from RefSeq and is a predicted model, not a curated record.